UUAAGGAUGGGAUAAUUGCUUUUUUUUUCUUCUGAUGUUAUGUUAUUAUUCGAUAAUGGAGACCGGGAUAGUAUGGAGCACGUAUGUCGAUGAUAGGAACGAUGAUUGCCGAGGCAUUUCGCCGGCAGAAAUGACAGCGCAUUUCAUGUAUGUUGAAGAGAUCUUGGGCCUUCUGCCUUGGUAGUUGCAGCAAAUCCCUAUAACCCCACUGGAUUAGCACGGCUACAUGAUACCAUGAGCUGUAAAACCUGUAUUUAACCCUCAAUUAAUUGCGAUUCUUCUCUGUCGCCUGUUGUCUGUACGGCAUAGCUUCGGCUUCACGUGAUACGACAGCUGGCGGGGGUGCUCCAAGCAUUCUGGAUGCUAUAAAUAAGGAAGCUGGACAUCGAGGAAAGUCGGUAUACAGGGUGAUCCGGUUUUUGUUGACGCUGCUCGGUCUACCGUUCAUCUUCACGAUACAGUUUUUGACCUGUCUCCUCUAUCCAUCACAAUCAUGCCCGUGGAUAAGAUCAACGUCUCCGGGGAUCCGAGGAUCCAACAUCGAACUGCAGAUCUCAACGGCAAAGAAUAUGGCUAUCUCUACAGUCAACCCGAAUCGGGCCAAUAUAGAGCGACUAUCUUUCUGAUUCAUGGAUUCCCCGACUUGUCUAUGGGGUGGCGAUAUCAGAUCCCCAUGUUGCUCAACAAGGGACUCCGGGUUAUUGCGCCCGAUUGUCUAGGAUACGGAAAGACGGAUGCUCCAGAAGAAGCCGCACAUUACUCCCACAAAAGCUGUGCAGAUGAUAUCAAAGAGCUUGCAUCUCAGCUGGGUCUGUCCAAAAUCAUCGUCGGAGGACACGACUGGGGUGCUGCCCUCGCCUAUCGAGUUGCCCUCUGGCAUCCGGAUCUAGUCAGCCACGUCUUCACCGUCUGUGUGCCUUUCACCGCUCCAACAAGGAAAUACAUUCCUCUCAACGAAUUCGUCGAAACCAUCGCCCCUCAUUUCGCCUACCAGUUGCAGUUCCAGAGUGGUGAUCUGGAAAAGGCCAUUCAAACAGAAGAUGAUAUUAAGAGAUUUCUCUCCGCAAUGUAUGGCGGCAAAACCGAGGAGAAAGACGUGGCGUUCUAUGCUGAGUAUGGGGUCGUCCUCGACAAUCUGCCUCGAUUGCAGCCAUCGAGGUUAUUGAGUGAUGAGGAACUUGACUAUUAUGCAAAAGAAUUCUCUCGACACGGGAUUCAUGGUCCAUUAAAUUGGUAUCGAACCCGUGAAAUCAACUAUAAAGACGAGCUCUCCAUCCUUAAUCGGCGCAUGACGGCCCCCGUCCUCUUCAUCCAAGCCCUCAAAGACACAGCCCUCCCAGCACACCUGGGCAAAGGAAUGACUAGGACCAUCCCCCAUUUGACAUUCCAACAAGUCAACACAUCGCACUGGGCACUGUGGGAAAAGCCAGAAGAAAUAAAUGAAAUUAUUGCGUGGUGGUUGGAGGAGGUGGUCUUUGCGGAUCCAAGAGCCUUCAAAUUGUAAGAUGGUCAUAAAAGGUAUAUUAUACAUUUGCUUAGCAAUUUUUUUAUUGUGCCGUUGUUUUAUCUUUGCGUGUUUUAAAGACUGUAUAUUUACAUGGGUUUUGGGGUUCAAUCUUGGGGAUUUCGGGAAUCAUUCUUUGUCUUAUAAUUCUGGUUC
Molecule: messenger RNA, 1660 nt
Organism: Aspergillus wentii DTO 134E9
Lineage: Eukaryota; Fungi; Ascomycota; Eurotiomycetes; Eurotiales; Aspergillaceae
Product: alpha/beta fold hydrolase
Exons: 7
Coding region: 494-1504 (336 amino acids)
Molecular function (GO): catalytic activity
Source: RefSeq, a predicted model, not a curated record